UCAAAAACUAUAAUAAAUCAAGGUAUUCAAUGGCUAUUACAGUGAAAAAAACACUCUACAUGAUACUUUUUGUGGUGACAUUUUUCUGCAUGACAUCGGUUCUAAUUUUAGCUGCCCCUACGUCUCAACUACCGAUGCUAUACUCGAAAAGGUCAGUCAGUUCCUUGGUAACUAGUUCCUCAACAACUAAUGCAUAUCCUCAAUGUGUGUUGGACCAUGUAAAGACAGCGCAGAAUGCUCUAGGCUUUGUCGUGCCAACAACCGAUCAACUUCUAUGUGUUGUACUGAUAAAAACACUUUCCAUGGCUAUUGUAAAGGAAUACCACCACCUCAGUGUUGUUGUAAUCUACCUAGGUUACCUUAGAUAAUCUAUUGAUUUUGUUGCAAGUUAAUGGUAAUUCCUUGUAAACCCUAAGUUAAAAUAGUUACCUUAUGUAAUAUGUUGCUUUUGUUGUCAAGAUUGCUCCCCAGCUUAAUCAUCUCUACUAAAUAAAUAACUUUUUGCCACA
Molecule: messenger RNA, 509 nt
Organism: Lactuca virosa
Lineage: Eukaryota; Viridiplantae; Streptophyta; Magnoliopsida; Asterales; Asteraceae
Source: the annotation of a GenBank genome assembly